CCUCCGUUCGGUGCAGUGUACCGCCGCGCUCCCUCACCCACCAAGUCGCUCCCUCGCUGAUCCGGGACCCGGUGUUCCUUGUCACCUGCGAUCUCCUCGCUCCCCUCACUGCCUGGCCCACACCUUUCAGAUCUGGAUUUACAAUGAUCACCAUGUACGAAAUAUACCCACAUUAAUGAUAAUGACUCGAGAAUAGAUAUUUCAACUGAUGAGAAAACACAAGAAAGGAAAGCAGUGUAUAUUUAAAGAGUAAAUUUGUUUCCCAUUUUUAGUGACACGUUCAUUGAACUGAAAAUCCGUGAAUUUGGAGACAGGCGGAAUUGUGAGGCGGCGAAGAAGCACAGGAACAACGAGUUCAGCAGAGGCGGCAGUGGUGACUGAAAAAUCGAGACAAAACAGUGCGUUGACUACUAGAGAGAGUAAGGUGGUGUAAGUGUACCAGCGUGAGGCGUCCACACUUACACCUCUCGCUGGUCUCUGUGUACUGGACUCAGAUAUUAGAAAUGGAAAGUCAGUGUUGUUCAUAUAGUAGAGUUGUCAUUAGUGUCCGUAAACAAUGAAAGAUAUAAAGUAAAAAACAGUAACUGCGGCCAUGGAGGACGACGUGGACGGUAAGCUCAUCUUGAAGGAGGAGGUCAAGUGGGAGGUACGAGAGGCCCAGAGGCCAGAGCCAGUUGACGUCUGCCCGCGACUGAAGGUGGCCAGGAAAAGUCUUACUCGAUGUAAAGGAGUAGAAGAGACAUUUGACGGAGAGUAUGACCCCUGCCUCUCUGAUGAACAGAAGACAGAGUAUGAGAAUGAGAGCUACGAGCCAACACCUCGACCACAAAGUCUUCAUGACGUCAGCGCGUCGCCUGAGACGCGACUUGCUCAGUCCGAUGAGGCAGUCAGCCCCGGCGCUUCAUGUCCGUCUCCAGGGAUGAGUGAAGAAGAAGCUAUGACUUUACAGUCUCCUGCUACCCCACACACAGAUAAGGGCAGCGUCUGUCGCAGCAGCUGCAGUGAUGGCUCUGAGGAGGAGGGCGUUGAGGGUUACGACGAUAUCUCAGCCUCCAUGAGCGUCAUCCGCAUGGAGAAGUUUGCUCUUGAGAAGCGUCGCGUGUCCCGCAUCCUCCCCAAGUGCCUACAUCGCACCUUUGUGGACAAAGAUGUGGAACAGCUUUUCCAGGCUUACCACGAGCGGCAACGUCGCGCCGACCUCCACAUUCUUCUGGCUGGUGGCACCACCUUCGCUAUCUACGGUGUGUCACUGUGUCUGGCCAACAUCGAAGAGCCCUACCUACCUGCUUCCCUGACACUGGCAUCUAUCGGGGCCAUCCAUUUCGUGCUUCUCUUACUAUGUCGCCUCCACGUCUUCCCGGAACGUUCUUGGAUUGUACUGCCCUACGUGGUAUGGGCGUUAUUUUUAGCUGGGGUGGGAGUGUUUGUGGCGCUGGGACCUCCAACGCCUAUCCCACGCGAAGCUCUCCUGUGGCUUAUACUGCUACACUUCCUGGUGUUUGUAGGGCUGCCUCUCCGCCUGCCAGCCUGCCUCCUGCUGACCACCCUCACGGCCGCAGCUCACCUCAUCACAUCAGCGCUCCUCAUGCCAGACACUCAGCGGGGUUCCAUCCAGGAUCUUCUCAUGAGUAACUGUAUGGAUCCUCUCAUGAGUAACUGUAUGGAUCCUCUCAUGAGUAACUGUAUGGAUUCUCUCAUGAAUAACUGUAUGGAUCCUCUCAUGAGUAACUGUAUGGAUCCUCUCAUGAGUAACUGUAUGGAUCCUCUCAUGAGUAACUGUAUGGAUCCUCUCAUGAGUAACUGUAUGGAUCUUCUCAUGAGUAACUGUAUGGAUCCUCUCAUGGUAACUGUAUGGAUCCUCUCAUGA
Messenger RNA from Homarus americanus (American lobster), 1867 nucleotides. RefSeq lists its product as uncharacterized. The transcript has 3 exons. The coding region runs from base 593 to 1867 and encodes 424 amino acids. NCBI's taxonomy places the organism in Eukaryota, Metazoa, Arthropoda, Malacostraca, Decapoda, Nephropidae. The record is from RefSeq and is a predicted model, not a curated record. Gene Ontology annotation, molecular function: adenylate cyclase activity. Gene Ontology annotation, biological process: cAMP biosynthetic process; adenylate cyclase-activating G protein-coupled receptor signaling pathway.